Molecule: messenger RNA, 2156 nt
Organism: Phaeodactylum tricornutum CCAP 1055/1
Lineage: Eukaryota; Bacillariophyta; Bacillariophyceae; Surirellales; Neidiaceae
Exons: 2
Coding region: 93-2156 (687 amino acids)
Biological process (GO): mRNA processing
Cellular component (GO): nucleus
Molecular function (GO): RNA binding
Source: RefSeq, a predicted model, not a curated record
CGUUGCCCAAAGCAGCAAUCGAAACCACACUAACUGUGCAUGCACUGUGCCUUUGCCCAUACCGCUAACCCUUCUUUUGUCUUCUCUUUCACAUGCCGAGUCCGUCCCCUGAAAAGUCACGCAGUGGUCAAACCGAAGAAGAACGCCUGCGUGAGGUGUUACGAGCGAAACGGAAGAGCCGCCGCGAAAGCAAGGGAGACAACGGCGACCGCGACGCUCAGCACGACACCGACCGAACGAAAUCCCAGAGUCCAUCGGAAAAGAUCAAAUCUACAGAUCGGGAAUCUGCCAGAUCUCCUGAAAAUCUUGAUCGAUCGCAACCAGCAAACUCGAAUGGGCACGCGGAACCGCAAUCGAACACUCAACGAUCCCGUUCUCCCGAUCACCGGCGUGAACGCCGUCCCAGCAACGACCGACCGUCCCUCGAUCGCAGUCGCGGAUCUCGCGACGAACGCCGUCGUCCUCGUCGGCACCAUCAUCGGGAUAAUUCCCGUCAUGGAAGCAAUCCUAGUCGCGGUCCUCCAGGGUCCCGGGCGCACGAUCCAUACUAUCCACCGCGUAGGGGUGGAGGGCUUGCUGCCAACGGUGCGCCCAUGCGGGGACCGCCUCCUCCACACCACUGGCGGGGUCCGCCUUCUUCGGGACCUCCAGCUUCCCGACAUCGCCAUCGGGAUUUGGCCGCUUUGGAUCGCUACGACGACUUUGGACGUCGUCGGCCACCGUCGCGGCGCUCACGCAGUCGGUCCGUCAGUCGCAGUAGUAGUGGAACGAGUAGCGGCUACUCGUCUCGCUCCCGAUCGCGCAGUCACAGCCGCUCGCGCAGUCGCGAUCGCCGUCCUCGUAGACAGCGUGGGGGGUCGUCGCGAAACCGUCGUCGUUCCCACAACAGUUCGACGACUUCGGACGUGGAACACGCAACGCAAGUAGACAACACGUACACGAAAGAUCAACGUACCGUCUUUGUCACGCAGUUGGUGCAACGCACGCAAGAACGGGAUCUCAAAAAGUUUUUCACGCGCAAGGGCUGCAAAGUCAACGAAGUCAUCUUGUUGCGCGACAAGCGUACCGGCAAGCACAAAGGGUGUGCUUACGUCGAGAUGAAACGAAUGGAGGAUGUCUCAAUUGCGGUGGGAUUAUCAGCGGAAGUUCCGGAUUUUCAGCGAUUCCCGGUGCUCGUCAAGGCCUCGGAAGCCGAAAAGAAUUAUCUGGCCAACGCGAGUACGGCGACGUCGACGGCGGCGCAAAUGGGAGUUCCCAUCAAGUCGGCUCCUCUGCUUGGGCCCGACGGAAAAAUGCUGGAAGCACAAAAGGUAUAUAUUGGCAGUUUGGAUCCCAGUGUCUCUCAAGAGCAUCUCUUUGCCCUGUUUAGUCAGUUUGGUCAACUCGAAAAAGUCACUUUGCAAAUGGACUCUAACACGGGCCUAUCCAAAGGUUUUGCCUUCUUGACCUUUCACGAUCCCAAGGAAGCGAAUCUGGCCAUUCAAACCAUGGCCAACCAAGCACUUGCGGGCCGUCCCAUGAAGACAGGUUGGGCGAGUCAAGGAUCUUCCAUUCCGGGUGUUGAAGUAGUGACGUCGGACGAAUUUCCCGCUGACGCAAGCACCCGAGCACAACGGGCCUAUCAGGUGUUGGCGCAGUUGACCAUGGGCGUUCCUGUUGCUUCCGUAGGUCAAGCACCAGGAACAAGCUCGUUCGCGGCUGCCGCUGCCGUACCCGGAGGUGCCUCGCGAAUCCCUACAGUCGCGGAAGCCCGGGCGAGUCUAGCCGGAGCUGUUGCCAUGGCACCGGCCACGCCUGCAGUGUUAGUGCCCACUCCGGCAGUGGCUCCUUUGGGAUCACCGGACGCCAAGAUUGUUGGCAAUGCGGAUACGCCCACCAAGAAUGUUUUGAUCCGUAACAUGUUUGACAAGGACAAAGAAACGGAUCCUGGUUGGGAAAAGGACAUCAAGGAAGAGUUUGAAGAUGAGUGUUCCAAGUAUGGGACGAUCACGUCCGUGACGGUUAUGCAUAUGGAGCCGGGUGGUAAGAUUUACGCUUCAUUUGAUUCCGUCAUCGGAGCUCAAAAAUGUGCUUCCAGUUUAGCAGGUCGGUGGUUCGACAAGCGCCAAUUGCGCGUGGAUUUUGUCGCUGACAAAGAUUUACCGAAGGACGACUAG